This is a messenger RNA of Hippocampus comes (tiger tail seahorse), 6808 nucleotides long. RefSeq names its product solute carrier family 23 member 2 (gene slc23a2). Gene Ontology annotation, cellular component: membrane. Lineage: Eukaryota; Metazoa; Chordata; Actinopteri; Syngnathiformes; Syngnathidae. Gene Ontology annotation, molecular function: transmembrane transporter activity. The record is from RefSeq and is a predicted model, not a curated record. Gene Ontology annotation, biological process: transmembrane transport. The coding region runs from base 142 to 2445 and encodes 767 amino acids. The transcript has 16 exons.
UUACUUCAACCCCGUGGUUUAUGAAAGACAUAAAUCCCUCCGCGUGUAGUGGUUACCAAACUGUCUGUCGUGGAAAGGGAGAUUUCCCUCUGCCUCGACCGGUUUCAAAACCUCUCUCGCCGGUCCGUUUCUCCGCCUCGUAUGAGCUAUCCCUCCGGCUUGAAGCUAAAGCCUGACGUCCUCCAUCGACUACCGCCCCCUACUCAACCCGCUUUUACCGCGCCGCUUCAGCAGCGAGCCAGCGGACGUAGCCGAGCAGGGAAGUGGGCUUCGUCUUCCCUUUCUCUGGGCAGAUCAUCCCACAGACGUUCGAUCACAUUCAAUUGUAGACCAUCCCAAAACGUUACAGAUAAAUCGUCCCUGGAUGAUGUAAUCAUUCCGAAGGACUCAUCUGCAGCGUUGACACCGGAGCGAGACAAAGGUGACGAAGCAGACGAGUGGGCAGACGACGCCAAUACAAGCAUGGGUGUGGGCAAGAACACCACCUCCAAGCCCGUUGACACUGGGAGCGAGGGAGGCAAAUACGAAGACGAGGACAAACAUGGAGCUGACUUCUACCCCAUUCCGGUGGUGGUCAAUGGAGUGGGCGGAGCCAGUGGGGACCAGGAUACAGAGAACACUGAGCUGAUGGCCAUCUACACAAAAGAUGUUCAAGGAGCAGAAAAGAGCUCGUUGUCAGAGACGUUGGACAGCUCAGACAGCACCGAUCCGAGGAGAAUGGACAUGAUCUAUAUCAUAGAAGACACUCCGCCUUGGUACCUGUGUGUGUUUUUAGGCCUACAGCAUUAUUUGACAUGUUUCAGUGGAACUAUAGCAGUGCCAUUCCUCCUCGCCGAAGCAAUGUGUGUCGGCUUUGACCAGUGGGCCACAAGCCAGCUCAUAGGGACCAUUUUCUUUUGUGUGGGGAUCACAACCCUCCUUCAGACCACGCUGGGCUGCAGGUUGCCUUUGUUCCAGGCCAGCGCUUUUGCCUUCCUUGCCCCAGCCAGAGCCAUUCUGUCUCUGGACAAAUGGAAGUGUAACAACACAGUGAUAUUCGAGACAAACAGCACAGAAAUUCUCCACACAGAGCACAUCUGGCAUCCCAGGAUACGAGAAAUCCAAGGAGCGAUCAUUGUGUCAUCCCUGGUGGAGGUGUGCAUCGGUGCGCUCGGUCUACCCGGGCUCCUGUUGAAGUAUAUCGGACCUCUGACCAUCACCCCCACCGUGGCCCUCAUUGGCCUCUCUGGUUUCCAGGCGGCAGGGGAGAGGGCAGGAAAACACUGGGGCAUAGCUAUGCUGACUAUUUUCCUGGUGCUACUCUUCUCCCAGUAUGCCCGAAAUGUCCAAUUCCCAUUGCCAGUGUACAAAGCAAAGAAAGGCUGGACUUCUUACAGGCUGCAGGUGUUCAAAAUGUUCCCAAUCAUCAUGGCCAUCCUGGUUUCAUGGCUGCUGUGCUUCAUCUUCACGGUGUCGGAUGUCUUCCCACCUGAAAAGGACAAAUAUGGCUACUAUGCCCGCACGGAUGCACGUCAAGGGAUCCUCUCGGUUGCACCUUGGUUCAAGAUCCCCUACCCCUUCCAGUGGGGCCUCCCUAGUGUAACGGCCGCAGGCGUCAUCGGGAUGAUGAGCGCCGUAGUCGCCAGCAUAAUAGAGUCCAUCGGGGACUAUUAUGCCUGCGCCCGUCUGUCGUGCGCCCCUCCUCCUCCCAUCCACGCCAUCAAUAGGGGCAUAUUUAUUGAGGGCAUUUCCUGUGUGCUGGAUGGUCUUUUUGGGACAGGAAAUGGUUCCACAUCCUCCAGCCCAAAUAUUGGUGUCCUUGGAAUAACAAAGGUGGGCAGCAGGCGUGUGAUCCAGUACGGAGCCGUCAUGAUGCUGCUGCUGGGCCUCGUGGGGAAAUUCAGCGCCCUGUUCGCUUCCCUGCCGGACCCUGUGCUGGGGGCUCUGUUCUGCACCUUGUUCGGCAUGAUCACGGCGGUGGGGCUUUCCAACCUGCAGUUCAUCGACCUCAACUCUUCCAGGAACCUUUUUGUUCUGGGUUUCUCCAUCUUCUUUGGCCUGAUGCUGCCAAGUUACCUCAAACAGAACCCGCUGGUCACAGGCAUUGUUGAGAUUGACCAAGUGUUAAACGUUCUCCUUACCACCGCCAUGUUUGUCGGAGGCUCGGUUGCUUUUAUUUUGGACAAUACUAUUCCAGGUUCUCCUGAGGAGCGAGGUAUCAGGAAGCUGAAGCGCGGGUCGGGUCCCAGCACUGCGGAGCUGGAAGGGAUGCGGUCCUAUGACCUGCCUUUUGGAAUGGACUUCAUCCGCAGGCAUUCCAUCUUCAAGUACCUCCCAAUUAGCCCCACCUUUGCCGGCUACCAGUGGGGGAGGCUGCAGGAAAACUGCAGGAGCAAUGGCAGAGACAUGGAUGCGGACAAGGGAGGAAGCGAGGGAGUGGGUUCCCAUGGCGAGAGUCCAGCGUAGCCAUCAAGAUGGUGUGUGAAUUGGGGGAGCAAGGGACGGUACACUGAGAGAAAAGGAUGCAAGGGCGCAGCGCAGGAUUGGCGAGCGUGUGUAUGACACGUGAAGCACUGACCUCUGUCUGUCUGUCCGUCUGCCUGUCUGUCUGUUUUGUUUUGUUGUUUCCCACUAUGCUAUUUUAAGCAUGCUGCAAGCCGCAGCCAGCAUGCUCCAGAAGAUGUUAACCACAUGGCAUCUACUUGGUGUGUUUGCAUGUGUGCUCGAUAUGCAACGUAAUGGCUACGUGCAUUGAUUUACACUGUCACUUUAAUUCACACGGGCAUACAAUUAUGACACAAAAAAUCUGCCAAUUGAGAAUUAUGCAAAAAAAAAAAAAAUCACAAUGACUUGAUGCCAUGUAUGCAACCACAUGCACACACACCAACAGCGCUACCAAAAUUAGCUUAGUCCUACAGCUCUUGGAAGCAUGUCUGUUCGGGUCCGAGUCAUCAGGGGCCCUUGGCCUCGGCGCAGUGAUUGCGAUUGUUUUUGUUGCUGCCUCCUCAGUUGCGAAUGUCACUCCACACUUGGCUCGGAAAAACCUACAGAGGAAAAUUGGCUUAUUUUCCGCAAGACUAGUUUCACUGUCUCACAGUUUACAUGUCACUACGGUUGUCAGUAUUAGCAUCUGUCUUAGCAUCUACACAAAGGGAUCAUUUGGCAACAGUUCGAAUGGACUUUUCACGUGAGUCUUCCUGGCGUCAUCUUCACUUCCGCUGCCUGUGUUCGCUCAUGUAAAAAGAUGUACAGUCAACUAUAAGGCCGGUUGUUGCUCAGUUCUAACAGUUCGGGGGUUAGCUAUUUAAAAUCUGGGUCAUGGCCUUCCCAUGUGGAGUUUUGUAUGAUCUAGUCCUGUUUGUGUGGGUUGUCUAUGGGUGAACCAGGUUCCCUCUACAUUUCACCAAUUUUACUUAAUCAAAGACUUUAAAUUGUCCUUAGGUGUGCAAGUGAUUGUGAAUGGUUCUUUGUGUGUUUGUACACUGUGCGCUAUGGCUAGCACCUAGUCCGGGGUGUAUCAUGCCUCUCGCUCAAAGCCAGCUGGGAUUGGCCGAAAAUGGAGGAAAUACAUAUUUUUUUUGUAUAGUAACACAUAGCGAAAUCUAUUUCUGUCAUGCCACAUUCUGUUUCUGGUUUAUAGUUAAACUCAAGCUCUGUAGAAGGAGAAUCAAUGUUCUAAACUACGGUACUCUUUUAAUGCCACUGUCAAAUUAAGCAGAAUAAUCCUGCCCAGAGUGGUCUCUCCGUUUGCCUCGAUGGCUUCACUCCGUUAGCCUCAAUGGCUUCAAGACAGAAUUGACACUGUUCUAUUCUGAUUAAAAUUUGCCACUGACCAAUGUAAUUAUCCCCCGUCUUCUCACAUCAGCAAAUGCAAAUAGCACAAGUGAAGAUGACUCCAGCAAGAGCCAGACAUCCCAUUCUCUGGCGGCUUCUUCUUAAAGCAAUUCUGUACUGUACCUCACGUGGCCUUAUCAGAGACGGGUCAAAAACGUUGACCCUGCACAUCUGCACAGGUCUUUUGACUGUUUGCUGGGCUCUCUGAUCCUCUGUGUGGAUCCUCUGUUCCUUGUUUACAGGGUCACGAUACAGCCCAGCCACUUGCCCACUGAGAACGGCGUGAACUACUGUAGUUUGGGAAUGGGCAACUGUAAUGAAACAAGAACUUGUGUAUGUUGCGUUUUCUGGCUCGAUUGGAUCGUCUGUUGCUAAUGCCGUCAACAUUUUUCAUUCAUGCAGUCGGUCUCCAUUUUCAUGCAGCUUGUGAUAAUAGCAACACAAGGUAGCACAAUUACACUAAAUUACUUGAAAAGUGCGUGAUAUUGUAUACCGUUGAUAUUUUCUUUUUCACGAAACCAAAAGGUUUUUUUGCUUUGAAAUUUUGUUACCAAAAAAAAAAAAAAGGAAAACAAAAGACGUUCCCAGAAAAACUAGCCAAUAUUUUCUCACCUUCAUAUGACCUUUAUGUCUUUAUCAAAGCCAUUGCUUUAUUUAUGGAAGGAAUGUUAUUGUGCAAAGCUCUUUUGAAGCAGGUCUUUGUGUGGCUUGCUCAAUGCUGAAAGUGUAUUUAUGAUUUAUUUGCCAUCCUGCCCGAUAAAAGCUCACAAUCACUACAAGCCAUCAUCAGCUUCAGCUAAAUUCAACUGGUUUUUGUCCAUAGAAGGCAUCAACUGCCCUUAUCGCUGUUAAGAAUAAAUGAAUCACGCCAGAUGUCAGCGCCUUUUUACGAUUCCGUUACAUUUCAAGGUGCCAAGAAUAUUACAUUUACCUUACAAUGCUUUCAGAAUGGGCCUGAAGACUGGCAAAUGAACCACAUAAUACUGUCGGGCCUUAACUCUAACUACCUGACUGUUAGUAGCCUCUCAUGUGCAGAAACAUGAAUGGCAUUUUGUUGUGCUUAUUUUUUUCCCCCCUCCAAUUUAUUUGUUCCCCACUUGUAUCUUUCACUUUCACAUCUUAUUAUAACAGUAUUUCCCAAACUUUUGUUCGAAAAAUGUUAUGGCACACCACCAAACGACAACAAAAGUACACCAGCUGAAAUAAUGAUGAUCCUGUCUCAGUUUCUUUCUAAAUAUACUUUGGUGAAAUGUGGACCUGUUUAAUUGAAUACAAAGCUAUUACAGUGGUGCCUUGAAAUACUCAACUCAAAACGCUCACGUCGCAAAUCAUCUUUCCUCAUUGAAAUGAAUGCGGGAGGACCAACCGGAAAAAAAGUAAUGUGUUGUUAAUAUGAAAAAUAGCACUUUAUAAUAUUGUACUCUGUAAAAACAUAUAUUAAUUAUAUAAUUAAUUAGAAUGUUAAAAAGAAAAAUUCUAAAGGUUUGCCACUUUUUUUUUUGUUUUUUUAGUUGCUUGAAUUCAAUCGGCAUUGUGCUGCUCCUUCUGGUGUUUAUGUAUUGUACAGACAUACAGAUGGCACUAAAUGAAGAUGUUCUCAGCUUCUCAACGAGCCACGGUAAUGUUAAACGUUCUUCACAGAGGAUAAAGAAUAUAUUUCCUAUUGUUUGUUUGCAUUAAACAAGGGGACUUUAAAAUUGAAUAAUUUCCCAUGGUACACCUGAUGAUCCCUCACUUCACAAUGAUUGCGAAUCAUUCCAUUGUACGACUAAUAUACCGGCUUAUGUCAUUUCAAUAUUUCAAAACGUACAAUCUACUUAGUUUCACUCACUGAAUGAAAUUCUUAACUGGCAUUUCCUUAGCUGUUCAAUUGUUGCUGGAAUCAUCCAUUAAAAAAGAAAAAAAAACUUUUGUAUGCUUGACUACAGUGUCAUGCACACAACAUGCAAGCAGUCAUAUUUACACUCAUGCAAAUGACACUUAUCUCAAGCACACAAGACACACCUUCCUGUGCUGUCCUGCAAGUGAGUCCUCUUGUUCGAUGUACCUGUUUUCCUCCCUGGAGAUGCUGACUGUCAAAGUUUAUGGCCGCAGGAGAAAACAAAAGACCUGGUCCCCUUAUUACGAGCUGACCGAAGCUGUGGUUGUCACAAAAACCCACUUUAUCAUAAGAUAGUUUGACGUGCCUCAACCUAACUUCACUUGGAUUUGAUCACAUAACUCUGUCAAAAAAAUAAUGACCUGUACAAAACCGGACCUCCUCCAUUGAUAUGUUUACUGGUUUAGUGACGAAGCAGUGGAUGGUUCUUAAUAAGAUGGCCAGAAGCACACAAUGACAUCCGUUGCUUUCGAUUAUUAUGAAGGGGACAUGUACGAUAAUCUUUCGGUGUACUACCUGUUCUAUAUUUGUGACUAUUUUUUUUUUUUUUUUUAUUUUGUUUUCCUUUUAAAAUUGCUUCCCUUUGUUAACACACUGGCAAACAGUUCAGGCUGUACCCCGCCUACUGCCCGAUGACAGCUGGGAUAGGAGGCUCCAGCAUGCCCGCGACCCUCGUGAGGAUGAGUGGUACAGAUAAUGGAUGGAUUGUUAAGAAAUACAAAAAUCAAAUGACGAGGCAAACUUAGAAAAUAGAGUAUAUGUAUAUUUAACUUGCUUCUGGGAAGAGAAAUUGUGAAAACUAAUUGUAGCAACAAAAAUGGUUGAUUCUUUGUUUCUAAUACUAUUUAAUAAGAAAUCACAGAAUGUAUGAUGUUUUUUUUCUUGUCCUAAUUUUAUACUAAAAUAUAAAUCUAUGUGCAGACCUCUGCUUUCAUAUACACAAAUCUACAGUCUUUCAACUCAUUAGGAUCAUGUUAUUAAUUCAUGACUGACCAAUCAAUGGAAAUUUUAUGUUACUAUGCUAAUGAAGUAGUUUUGAAACCUUCCCAAAAUUUAUGGGCCUGUUUUCAACAACUCACCUCCUGUCAAUGAAUAAAAAUCGUACAGUAUGUCAAA